AUGUUGCAUCUCAUAUGGUUCAGUAGCCACAACAAAUAUGAUGAAUGCAAGAUUACGGAAUUAACAUCGCUGCUGCAUAUAUUUGGAUACAAAGAUGAGGGAGAAGGACUGCUCAAUGAUACGAACAAGCACAAGGGUGAAGUGUUUGUUAAGGUGAACCUGCCAGAAGAUAUAGAUUGGAAGAGUGUAAUUUCGAGAAGCGUUUUAAUAAAGGGUAUUAUACAAAUUUGGAGUGAAGGGUCAACAUACGAUGACGUAUUAAAUGACUUACUAAAGAAGCUGCAUUUAUUUUGUACCAAUUUGGAGGAUAAAAAAUGGCGUUUUCAUUUUAAUUCAUUUGGGAAAAUGGUCAGUCAAUAUGAUAAAGUAAAAAAAAUGGAACAUUUUAAAGUCAUCCUUGACAAAUACCCUAAAGUCGAUUUGUCGUCCCCUGAAGUAGAAUUAGGCCUUCUAGAAGAAUAUGAUCAAAACAACCUCGGAAUUUUAAAAAAAAUAUAUUUUGGGAAAUCCAUGGCCCUACGAAAGAACAACAAAACUUUAGUGUAUAAAAGAAACGACGAAGGUCACAUGAUAAAUGAUGUAAGAACCAAAAAGACGCAACUAGCAUGGUGGAUACAUUACUCUUUAAACAAAAGACCCGUUUUAGGCCCAACCACUACUGAUAACGAAUUAGCCUUCCUGAUGUGUAACAUUGCAAAAAUUAAGGCAGGACAAAUUGUGUUGGAUCCCUUCGUUGGGUCGGGGGGGCUACUAAUCACGUCCUCCAUUUUUAACGCUAUAUGUGUAGGCAAUGACAUAGACAUAAGGUUACUGAAGGGAUAUAAAAUUGCCUACUUAAAUCCUCAUAUGCAGCAUAAAAGUACAAAUAAAAAUAUUUUUGAAAAUUUUUUGCAUUAUGAUUUGAGCCUUCCGGAAAUUCUCGUGUCUGAUAAUUCGAAGCCCGUUUGGAAUGCCUUUCACAAACCCUGGGUUGAUGCCAUCGUUACUGAUCCGCCGUAUGGUAACAGGGCCACCGUCCGCAUAUGCCUCAAACAUGCCCAGGCAGGGGGAUCUACCGAGGACAGGACCCCAGCGAAUGCGGUUACCCUCCCCGCAGGCCAUAGCAGUGAUGGAAGCGAAAGCCCAGAUAACCACGACAACUGCGACAUUAGCGAUAAGGAUGGAGCAGGAUUAACUCCCCAGUGCGACAGUGUAGAUCAUAAAAGAGUAAAAUCUUUUAUGACUACAAAAACGGUCACGUACAGCUGCACAGAAGCGGUGAAGGAUUUGCUCAACAUUGCUUCCAUUACGCUGGUUGAUAACGGCAUGUUGGUAUUUCUCCUACCAGUGCAGUUGGAUAAUUUGGAAGAAGAAAUUGCCAUACUAAAGCAUGAUGAUUUUUUUCUCAUUUCAUACGACUUGCAAACGUUUACACCAUGUUCUGGAAGGUUCAUAGUGUCGAUGCAGCGCAAGUGUAGGAAGCCUUCUAAUUAG
Messenger RNA from Plasmodium fragile, 1473 nucleotides. RefSeq lists its product as uncharacterized. The transcript has a single exon. Bases 1 to 1473 code for a protein of 490 amino acids. Gene Ontology annotation, molecular function: nucleic acid binding. The record is from RefSeq and is a predicted model, not a curated record. Gene Ontology annotation, cellular component: cytoplasm. Lineage: Eukaryota; Apicomplexa; Aconoidasida; Haemosporida; Plasmodiidae. Gene Ontology annotation, biological process: methylation.